This is a messenger RNA of Fomitopsis serialis, 2148 nucleotides long. RefSeq lists its product as uncharacterized. The record is from RefSeq and is a predicted model, not a curated record. Bases 379 to 1845 code for a protein of 488 amino acids. Lineage: Eukaryota; Fungi; Basidiomycota; Agaricomycetes; Polyporales; Fomitopsidaceae. The transcript has 10 exons.
AACUUGAAGCCAUGCGGGACCAACGCUAUGCUGUCUGCCCCGAGGACAAGAAUGCACGAAUACAUACACUGACAGCUCUAAGCAGUGCCAAACGAAUAAAACAGAUCUCAGGUACCCAUAGACAUCGAUGUGUUCUGGACGAGUCGAGUCGAAACCCCAUCAACCUGCCGCCAUUUCAACGGUUCUAUCUUGGUUCUAUCUGUCAAUGCGCCAUCAUCAUGUCAACUCCUUGUCCCUCCUCUCGCCGAUAUGUACCUCAGCACCGGAGUAACCAAUGCCGCUCUUCCUUCCCCCCGUCGUGCACUGCACCGCACCUACGAUCUUUCCACCGUGGUCCCUCUUCCUCCUUUCCUUCUCCGCGUGUAUAUCUACUAACUUAUGUUCUGCUUAUAUCCGUUCUCCGCUGCAUUCGUUCUCACCUUUCUUGCUGGACCUGUGUUGGGUGGGGGCAACACCACUUGCGCUGGGAGCGCACUCGACUGGUACACCGACACAGUCGGCGAGACACCAUGUAUGACCUACCAGCGACUGCGCCAGAUCUGCAAUAGCGACUACGAGGUCCCAUCCUUCCGUCCUAAUACCCCUGGGGACAACUGCGAUGAUCAGCUAUCCGCCUGCUGCUGCAACUCGAUCGCAUGGGCAUUGAGCAUGCUCUGCAUGAACUGUCAGUGGGAUGUAGACGGUGGUAGUGCCAACGGGAUCGAUGCUGGUGUACCGGCUUACUACUGGUACCGAUUCAGCGACAGCAACGGCCAGUACUGUGGGGACGGGACGAAUCAAACCCUCCCAUCGAAUAUCGAGCAGGCCGUUUGCAAUCAGGGGAUCAAGCUGGAGAACUUUUUGUACCGCCUAUUCUGGAACACCGGUGCAUGGUUUUAUACAUAUACCAGGGAGACUGGCGAACAAGACCAUGCGGCAGACGGGACCAACAUCUAUCAUUGUGCUAGCAGCACGACAUCGUCAACGCCUAGCAAAUCUAGCGCUCCAACCUCCUCAAGUAUAGGAACUAUAAUCCAGCCGACAACAGCCCCUACUCAGACACAAAGUGCGCCCGUGCCCGGCUCGUCUUCCCCUGCUGCUUCCACAGCCAGCGCCGAAUCAAGUUCAUCGUCGGCGUCAUCGGAAUCGACUCGCCUUUCUUCCUCUUCAUUCGUCACGACGCUCGAAUCGCGCACGACCGUGGAUGGAACAGCGACGUCCGUUCCAUACAUCACGACCGUCGUGACUACCGUCCCGUCCUCUACGGCUAACGGGACUGCUGUGGGCCUUGGGGCAGCGGGCAGCGGGAAGAAGACCAGCACUGGCGCCAUCGUUGGCGGUGUAGUAGGCGGGGUGGCUGGUCUCCUCUUGCUUGGCGUCCUCGUUGGAUGCCUGGCUAGGAGAAAGCGCAGUGGUGCAGGCGCGCCUGUCAUCAUCACGGACACGGCUGCAACGAGUCCAUCGUCUGGCCCUAUGAGCCCGAACAUGGUCGAGAGGAAUUUUGCCACUCCGUUCCUCGCGCCAGCAUCAACAAGUGAUCCGUUUGCCAAUCCGGCGCCUAUGGGGAAAUGGGCGCAGAUGCAGCUCAACGCUUCCGGGUACACUGCGCCUAGCUCGACCUCGCAUUCCGGCUCGAGCUCUAGCACGACAUCAGUCUCUGGGCCUGGUUUCAGUUCCCGUGAAGCCCUGCAUCCUGUGCGCGCACCCACGGAGAGUGCGAGCAGCUACAGCCAGGUGGACGUUGCGCCGCACGCAGGGCUGUCAGACGUGAUGGGCCCUGUUGUACAGGAGGAGGAUGCCGGAAGGCUGACAGGCGGUGGCCUGCGUUUACCGCCUGCGUAUCAGAGCGAAUGGAAUGCUGAGUAGUUUUUUGUUUUGUAUUUGGGACGUUGACAUGCACUGUUGUGUUGGAUGGCCAUUGUGUGGCAUAACGAUUGUAGGCAGUCGUCGUGCUGGUCCUCGUCUAGGCAACGUGAGGACGUUCGACACUAGUCUCGCCGCAAGACCCUCCACGUGAGGGUUGUGUCGAACCCACGUCCGACACCUCUUUUAUGUUGGUUCCGUGCUGUGCGGUUCUGGGCCGUUCAUUACUUGUCUAACGUCUAACCUCCACGCGCAUGCGUGACAGCGAGCGCUGCGCUACUGAGGGUGCUGUUGACGUUGACGCUG